CUUUUUUUUUUCUCUAAAGACACUAUUCACUAUGGAUCCCAAUAACAACGAGGCCACCAGAUUAUGGAGAGUUUACCGUACUGCACACCAAAUGGUGCAUGAUAGAGGCUAUGCUGUCACUCAAGCAGAACUCGAUAUGGACUUGGAGUCUUUCAAACGUACAUUUGCUCCUUCUGGUGAUGUCGAUCGUGAUCAAUUGACUUUUGUAGUUCAAAAGAAAGACGAUCCUACUGAUCAAUUACUCGUCUUUUUCCCCAAAGAUCCUUCUGUGGGUGUGAAGCCUUUGAGAGUGUAUGUUGAACGUAUGGCACAACAACAAAUCCCCAAGGGUAUCUGUAUCUAUCAAAAAAACAUGACCUCUUCUGCCAACAAGGUCAUUCAAUCAUUACCUUCAAAGCAUACAUUAGAAUCCUUCCAAGAAAACGAACUAUUAGUCAACAUUACACACCAUGUUUUGGUUCCUAAGCACGAAGUCUUGACUACAGAUGAAAAGGCCACCUUAUUACAAAGAUACCGUUUAAAGGAGACUCAAUUACCUCGUAUUCAACACUCUGAUCCUGUUGCUAGAUAUUAUGGUUUGAAGCGUGGACAGGUUGUCAAAAUCUUGAGAGAAAGUGAAACUGCUGGUCGUUAUGUUAGUUACAGAUUGUGUAUUUAAAUAGAGAAAGAGAAAGGGAAGGGAAGCAGAUUUAAUAAAAGAAAAAAGAAACUGUAUACAUUUAUUAAAACCAAGGAAUAUCAUACGUA
Messenger RNA from Gilbertella persicaria, 747 nucleotides. RefSeq names its product RNA polymerase. The record is from RefSeq and is a predicted model, not a curated record. Gene Ontology annotation, molecular function: DNA-directed RNA polymerase activity; DNA binding. NCBI's taxonomy places the organism in Eukaryota, Fungi, Mucoromycota, Mucoromycetes, Mucorales, Choanephoraceae. The transcript has 6 exons. Gene Ontology annotation, biological process: DNA-templated transcription. Gene Ontology annotation, cellular component: RNA polymerase II, core complex; RNA polymerase III complex; RNA polymerase I complex. The coding region runs from base 32 to 658 and encodes 208 amino acids.